AUGCAAAUCAUGCUGAUACUAUUGUUGAGUGUGUGUCGGUUAGCGCUCGCACGUCAACGGUUCCCGUUAUGGCUUGAAUACCUAACUGGCCUGGACGACUGGCCCGGUGACUCUCCCCCGUAUGUACCGAUGCCGCAGUUGGAGCUGGAUACCGUACCGGAAGGACCAAUAUAUGGCAUGGAUGAUUGUCUCAGUGUUCCUAUCGAGGCUUGCUCGUUUUAUUGUGAUAACUGCGCUGCAAGCUCUGAUGUAACCACCUGCCCGCGGCUAUCACAAACCUUCGACGACGGGCCAACAAUGGCCACAGAUUAUCUGUUGGAUAAUUUGAAGCAGCCAACUACAUUUUUCACACUUGGGCGCCAAGUUGUAAAAUACCCCGGGAUAUUCAAACGCGCUCGCGAUGACGGUCACCUGCUUGGAACUCACACCUGGAGCCACGUUUACCUUCCCUCUCUAACCAACGAGGAGAUUGCAGCACAAUUGCAAUGGUCCAUGUUUGCUAUGAAUGUUACGGGUGGCGUUGUACCCCGGUUUUUCCGCCCUCCGUACGGAGGCAUUGACAAUAGAGUUCGGGAGAUUGCCAGCCGGUUUGGACUCAUCACAGUGCUUUGGGACAGUGAUCCUCAGGAUUGGCGUCUGAACAAUGGCUCUACUAGUAAAAAGCGGGUCUUUAACAUGGCAGUCCCUCCCAAAGGAACCAAACGGCCCCAAGGGCUGAUUCUCGAGCACGACACGACAAUGGACACCGUGCGAAUCGGCCUCGACAUCUCCCGACAAUUAAAGCGGCAAUUCACCGUCGCAGACUGUAUAGAUACGGGACGUUGGUAUUUAUCUGAACCGUAA
Molecule: messenger RNA, 843 nt
Organism: Wickerhamiella sorbophila
Lineage: Eukaryota; Fungi; Ascomycota; Dipodascomycetes; Dipodascales; Trichomonascaceae
Product: Chitin deacetylase 2
Exons: 1
Coding region: 1-843 (280 amino acids)
Biological process (GO): ascospore wall assembly; carbohydrate metabolic process
Cellular component (GO): prospore membrane
Molecular function (GO): chitin deacetylase activity
Source: RefSeq, a predicted model, not a curated record